Harpia harpyja (harpy eagle) is the source of this 1659-nucleotide messenger RNA. RefSeq names its product spidroin-2. The transcript has 6 exons. Lineage: Eukaryota; Metazoa; Chordata; Aves; Accipitriformes; Accipitridae. Bases 1 to 975 code for a protein of 324 amino acids. The record is from RefSeq and is a predicted model, not a curated record.
AUGGAGGUGAACUUGGAGAACAUCCUGUCCCGCGACUGGAGCAGCCGCUGCCGGGAGGACCGCGAGAGCUCCUCGAUCCGCCGCCGCCGCUCCAGGGUGAGGGCUGCAUGCGGGGGCCUGGCCGCGGGGAUCGGGCGGGCGGGCGGGCGGCCGCCGGCUCUUGCCUCUCGCUGCCGGGCGGACACCGUGGCACUGACACCGCCGGGCUGCGGCGCCGGCUGCCGAGGCGCCGGGUGUCCGCCCCGGCGCGGCCUGCAGGGGCCGCCACCCCCCGCACGCAGCCAGCCGCGCCGCGGGGAGGCCCGGCCCGGCCCGGCCCGCUUGGCCCGGGGCGGUCUGGCCCGGGGCCCGCGGGCCUGGGCGGCCGAGAGCGCCGACCUGCCGCCGGGGCGGGGGCGCCGCUGGCCGUGCCCCUGGCAUUGUCGAUCGAACCGGGCCGCUUGUGCCGGGGCUGCCCAGGGCAGGGACCCUCUGCCGGCCCCCAGGGUGCGGGCGGUGUGGGACACCGCCGGGGGUGGGAGCGGGCAGCGAGCUCGGGGUGCCCCGGGCCGGCCCUCCGCCUCUGCGGCCAACUGCCGGGCAGGGAGGUGGGGGGGAAAGGGGCGCCCACCACCGCUGUCACCGUGCCCAGAGGCCUGCCGUCAGCCUCCGACAAAGGUCUGCGGGUCUACCCGUCCCGCUCUGCCUCCUGGGGGCUGGGAGACAGCCGCCUCCACCCGCGCCUGCCAGCAUGGAGCAGCUUUGAACGAGACAAAGAGGGCUUUAUUUCAUCUCCAAGCCAAAUACUUCAGAGAGAAGGGUCAUCCCUGCCAUUUUCCCCUGCCACAGGAAAAGCAGAGGCAUGGAGAGCCACAGUCCAAGUACUGUAUGGAAGUAAAUACUAGUUGUAUGUGGACACCUUUGCUGAAGUGGCUAAGGAGCAGAGCUAGCUAUUUCCUUCUCAAAAUCCAGAUGUAUCAAAUAACAGACAUUUAAGAGAUACCGUUUUGGAGCCUGCAUCGUUUCUGAAGAAAAUGUGGAUUUAAGGCACACGUGCUUGAUUAAGGUGUCUAAGAGAACAUGAUUGAUGGCACCAGGCCAGUCUCUAAUGGAUGUAUUUGUCUACAUUACAGAAGAACUUCCUGCAGUCUGGACUUUUCCUUCAGAGAGGCUGAGGAUUUGGAAGGCAUUUCCUGGUUUGUGCAUCCUGCUCCGUGACUGCACGUCUACUCCUGCUCUAGAGACAUUAAUUUGUCUUCUGAUGGGUUACAAACUUCCUAGUCAUUAACCUAUUGUCUAAUUACUUACCUGUCACAUCUGCAAGUGUCUUUUUACUCCAUCACUCAUUGCUACUGUGGAAGACACAAUACUGGACUGGAUGGACAAAUAUGCAUGCCCAGUAGGCUAUUAUUCCUUAUGUACCUACCGCAGUUGCACUGUCUGUACUACCCUGCUUAGCUUAUAUAAUGGGUUGUAAAGGAGACCACAAGGAGGUCAGAAGUCCAUGUUGUCAGUGAAAUGAGACAUUUAUUUUCCAAACACAUCAUUCUUUGCUCAAAUGUUUCUAUUCCACCGGAAGUGUUAUAAUCCAGGCUUUCCUCUAUGAGUAAGUACAUGAAUGUUCAGCCAUACAGUAUCUGCAAUUGUUAGCAUGUAAUAAAUUAUUGAAACCAGAUAAAA